Molecule: messenger RNA, 1294 nt
Organism: Nicotiana tabacum (common tobacco)
Lineage: Eukaryota; Viridiplantae; Streptophyta; Magnoliopsida; Solanales; Solanaceae
Source: RefSeq, a predicted model, not a curated record
GUUAUGUCACUUGUAAUUCUCAUUUUAAGGAUGUAUCUGAACUUUAUUGUCAUUUGAAAAUGUGUUUAAUUAGUGAGGAUGAGCAUUUGAGAAAAAUGACUAAGCGGAUGCAAGAAAAGUUCAAGAAGUAUUGGGGUGAGCCUGAAAAGAUGAAAAAAAUAAUUUUUAUUGCUUUCGUCUUGGAUCCACGUAACAAAUUUGAAUAUGUUAGCCUUGCACUUGAAGAGCUUUUUGGGGAGGAAAAAGGGAAAAUAAUAAAUGUUGAGGUGUAUGCUUAUAUGAAUUCUUUGUUUGAAGAGUAUUUAAAAAAGUAUUCAACUGGAUCUUGUCCUCAACCUCCAUCUAGUUCUACUUCAUCUAAUAACGCAUCUAAUACAUCUAGUGGGAGUGUUAUAACUGCAUCAUUAAUAAGGACAAAGCUUCACUUGAAGAAACAAAAGGAAGACAAUGGAAGUGGGGGUGCUAAAUCGGAGUUGGAUAAAUACAUUAGUGAAGAACAAGAGCCUUUUAGUGAAGAAUUUGAUAUCUUAAGUUGGUGGAAAAUACAUGCUCCUAGAUUUCCUAUUCUUUCGGAGUUGGCUCGUGAUGUGUUGGCCAUUCCAAUUUCUAGUGUGGCGUCGGAAUGUGCGUUUAGCACUGGUGGCCGUAUUCUUGAUUCAUUUAGGAGUUCAUUGACUCCUAAAUGUGUGCAAGCUCUUGUUUGUGUUCAAGAUUAGCUUAGAGAAGAGAAGAAUCCUAUUAGUGUUGAAGAAGACUUAGAGUAUCUUGAGGAACUCGAGCUUGGUAAGCUUUAAUAUUUUGUGUGUAUUUUAGUUCAAAAUAAUAUAUCAUACUUGUUUAUUUGUAUGACAUAUUUGGUCUAUCUUUAGAUAUGAAAAAUAAUGAAAGCACUACUAGCAUUGUUUGAUGUAUAGUUGCAACUUGUAACUUGAGUGGUUCAAGUGCAAUCAUGCCCUGUGCUCCUAAAGUACGCUAUCAUAUUUGGAAAUAUUUUGAGGUGAAAGAAGAUAACGAAGAAGUUCGCAAAGUAGAGUGCAAACAUUGUGGUCGAGUCUAUAAUGUUCAUCCAAAGAAGGAUGGCACAUAUAGUUUAAGGAAGCAUAUUAGGUGUUGUCUUGAGCGUCUUCCUGAAAUCCGUAUUUAAGAAUUAAGACUAAGUUGAUUCGAGACUAUUAGUGUAAACUUGAAUUGAGGGAUGCCCUCUCUGUUUUUUUGUUGCCCCACUGAAUCAAUUUCAUAGAUUGUUAGAUGGAAUGGGUCGAAAUGGAUUUUCACCCGAUUUUCAUGCAUUUAA